Messenger RNA from Ectocarpus sp. CCAP 1310/34, 1121 nucleotides. The record is from the annotation of a GenBank genome assembly. Lineage: Eukaryota; Phaeophyceae; Ectocarpales; Ectocarpaceae.
AGAGCACCGAGAGAGAGAGGGAGAUACACAAGCACGUACACCGUCUCUCACUCCGCUUUCUCCUUCUCCCUCUCUCGUGCUGCUGCAUGUUGGGCGGCUGAUCGUUGGCGUGCCAGUCGCAGAUGAGUCUUUUGGCAACAGCAGGAGGACCCGCCAUGAGCAGCAGCAACAACACUUGCGAGUUGCUUCCCGACAUGGGCAGCAGCAGCCGCACCGCCGCCACCACUACCACCACCAGCAGCAAGGACCCGCCGCAGCGACAUAGCUGGAGUCGCAUGCAGAGCACCACGAGAUCAAGGGACCGGUGCGGCUUGGAGGAGUCUGACUACGCCCAGGGCGACUGGCGCAUCCCCUUCGGCUACGACUUCUCUCGGAGUACCAGCGAAAACUACCGCGUCAACAUCAACGACGAAGACGGUGGCCAGGACGCGGGCAAGGUCUCGGAGUACUACGCCGUGAGAGCGACACGGGACCACAGCUAUCACGGGCAUUACACCCGCCAGCGGCAGCUGUUCCAAGACUCCCUGGUGACCAAUGUGGUGGGGGCGUCGUCCCGGAAGGAGCACCCAUGGAUCGUCUUUACGGCGGGGGCGAUGGGUGCGGGAAAAUCCCACACCAUCAACUGGAUGUCGGAAAAGGGUUAUUUUCCCCUGCCGGACAUCGUUACCGUAGACCCCGACCUGUUCAAGGCCUCCUUUCCGGAGUGGCCCGAGUACCUCCGGCACUGCCCUGAUACGGCGGGGUCCCUCACUCGGCGGGAGAGCGGCUACCUGGUCGAGAUUGCUCAGGAGGUGGCGAUGAGUCAGAUGAAGAACGUCUGGGUUGACGGGUCGCUCCGCGACAGCAAGUGGUACGAACAAGUCUUCGAAGACAUCCGCAAGAACCACCCGAAGUACCGCAUCGCGAUCUUGUACGUGCACGCGAGCGAGGAGCAGGUGCUGGAGAGGGCUAGGAGACGAGCGGAGGAGACGGGCAGGGUUGUGCCGGAGGCGGAGAUCAAGGACUCGCUCUACCGCGUGCCCCGGACCGUGGCGAUGCUUAUGCCCAGGGCGGAUUUCGUGGCGCACAUCAAGGUUCUCACCGUACCAGGCUCUCACAUCACCAAGCGCGAAGCGCCGUGA